CUUUCCACUGCACGUUGUGUACGUGGGCGCCACCGACACUAUCCUCAGAGCCAGAACCACCAUGCUCUUCAAAACCUUGCGGAAAAUCCCAGAGUUGAGCAACAUGUCAUUACCAGAAGAUGAACAAGGAGCGGAAGGCAUGGCUACAGAACCAGAACAUCACCGCCGUCCUCUUCUUCGUCCUCUUUAUCUACGUCUUUUUCCACACUAUUCCCUCGGCCUCAACCCCCUCGCACACCGUUUCCGUUCCCAGUAGCUCAAAUCCCUCCCGCGUGAAAAUUUACCUCUAUCCUCUCCCGAGAAAGUUCACGAACGGCGUCGUCGAGCGCUACUGGAGGGCACGGGGGAUCUUCGACGUGGCAAACCUCAAGUACCCGAGUCACCAACACUCUGCCGAGUGGCACUUGCUCCUGGACUUGACCAGAGAUGAAAGAGACCGGGUCGGGUCACCUGUCAUGCGGGUCUCGAAUCCCGAAGAGGCGGAUUUGUUUUACGUGCCGUUCUUCUCAUCGUUGAGCUGGGUCGCGAGCAAGAUCCGUUCUCUAAACGGGUCAGUUCGGUCCACGAAGCCGUGGGACGCGGAAGCUCAGGAGGAGUUGGUGGCAUGGUUGGAGGAGAAGGAGCACUGGAGGAGGAGCCAGGGGAGGGACCAUGUAGUGAUGUGCCAGAACCCGAAUGCGCUGUGGCGGGUGAAGGAUCGGAUCAAGAACGCAGUGUGGGUGGUGUCGGAUUCCAGGCGGGUCAGACCGCACCACUUGUCGUUGGCCAAGGACGUGGUCGUGCCGUACUCGCAUCGGGUUAGCACGUACCAUGGAGGUAUCGGUGUUGAGAAGCGGAAAACGUUGUUGUUCUUCGUGGGCAAUCGGUAUCGCCCAGGGGUAGGCAAAGUCCGUGAGUUGCUUUUUCAAACACUUGAAAAUGAAGAAGAUGUCAUAAUAAAGUAUGGAGCACCAUCACGAAAUAAUCAGCUUUUAGCUUCACAAGGGAUGCACUCAUCCAAGUUCUGCUUACAUCCUGCUGGUUCAACGCCGGCAUCAUGUCGACUUUUUGAUGCUAUACAUAGCUUGUGUAUCCCAGUAAUAGUCAGUGACAAUAUUGAAUUGCCCUUUGAAGAUGUCAUUGACUACAGAAAGAUUGCAAUAUUUGUACAAUCCACCUACGCUGUAAAGCAGGGAUUUUUAGUUAUGAUGUUGAGAAAUGUAACCACCGAGAGGAUUCUGGAGUACCAGCGGGAGCUGAAGUUGGUGAGACGAUACUUUGACUAUAAAGAUCGAAAUGGACCAGUAAAUGAAAUUUGGCGCCAAGUAUUGCAGAAGCUUCCAUUGAUUAAACUGAUGAUAAAUCGUGACAAAAGGCUUGCCAUGAUGCAUGUGAUUGAACCAGACUACUCUUGUAUCUGUUCAAACAAAACUGGGGUUACUAUGGCCACCGUAUGAUGCCAUCUUUGACAAUCAUUCAAAAACUUCAUACCUGCGUAGUAUCGGUGUAUUUUAUUUAUUUUUAUUUAUUUACAUUACUGAAGUGGAUGGCUUUACUUUCUUUCUUAUGUAGAAAAACGAUGAAUGUCCACUAUAUAAUAUAUACUUUUUCCUUUGAA
Alnus glutinosa is the source of this 1597-nucleotide messenger RNA. Its product is annotated as probable arabinosyltransferase ARAD1. The transcript is spliced from 3 exons. The record is from RefSeq and is a predicted model, not a curated record. Gene Ontology annotation, molecular function: glycosyltransferase activity. Lineage: Eukaryota; Viridiplantae; Streptophyta; Magnoliopsida; Fagales; Betulaceae. Bases 120 to 1436 code for a protein of 438 amino acids.